GGUGGCUAUCACUUGUCUCAGCACAUUGGCUUAUUUUGAUGAUGAAAAUUUGAUCGUUGAAAUUAUUUUCAUUUCAUUUCAAAAAUUCAUUCGUAUUUUUAAUCUAGAAUUAUGUUUGGAGGUUCAAAUACUAGUUUUAAUUUUGGUCAACAACCGACGGCCACAACUUCGGCCAAUGCUUUUGGAACAACAUUUGCUUCGCCACAACAAUCAUCAACAACAUUUGGUGGAAAUAUUUUUGGUGGCCAAACAGCCAAUAUUAUUGGUACACCGCAACAACAACAAUCAUCAUCAUUAUUUGGACAACCAACUUCAACUCCUAUUGCAACGGCAACUGGCCAGCCGCAACAAACAGGUGGUAUUGGUGGUUUUAAUUUUUCAAGUCCAACCAAUACAUUCGCUAUCGGCUUUAAUCAACCACAACAACAAUUGGUGACAACUCAAUCAUCAUCAUCUGGAUUCGCAUUCGGUUCGACUGCACAACCAACAGCGUUCAGUUUUGCCAGUCCAACACAACAACAACAAUUACAACAACCAACAGUCGCUGUUCAACCAACAGUGUCAUCGAUUAUUUCACCGCAGACAAAUCAGCCAUCAUUGUUUGGUGGUCAACCAGCGAUCAACACAUCUGCUCCCACAUCAUCAUCAUCAUUCCUAUCUGGUGGAUUGUUUGGAACGAAAACAACAGCUACAUCGGCUACAGUUGGCUUUUCAAAUUUCGGCACAACAUCCUUUGGGUUGAAUCUUGGCAAUGCUAAUACCGCUGCAGUAGCAAGUCAACCACAACCUCAACAAUCAGUGCUAUUUGGACAACCACUGACAAGUACAACUUCUUCAACUUUUGGCGUUCCAACAACUUCCACUGUUAGUGGUAGCACUAUACUAGGUACUAAUCAGCCGACAACUUCGAUUGGCGGGGGUGGUGGUGGUAUUUUCGGUGCGGCUGCAUCUACUGCCCCUUCUACUGCUGGUCCAUUAUCAUUUGGUGGUACAACAUCAUUUUCUCGGUCAUCAAUAAUUACGACAACUUCUUUACCAACAUCUGGAUUCGGUUUUGCUAGUACAACAACACCAGCCACAAUAGCUCCUGCUGUAUCAAAACCAUUUCUGUAUCCCGCUUCUGGAAUACCGGCUAUCACACAAAUUCAAACGACAACGCCAGCAGCCGCAACAACAUCAGCAUCCACAUUUGGAUCUUCAUUAUUGACUGCAACAACAACUACGAAUACAACAACAUCCACAUCAGCUACUGGAGCUGUUUCUGGUUUCAAUUUUGGAUCAUCACAAACUUCGAAUACAGCAACAACUGCUGCUGCUGCUGCUAAUCCUUCGAUAUCUAAAUCAUUAUUUGGUACAACAGCGGCUACAACAACUACAACGGCAGCCACAACUACAACUGCGUCUAUUUCAUUUGGUUUGAAUUCAUCGGCUACAAUUACAACCACAUCAGCAUCAUCAUCAUCCAUAACUGCCAAACCGAAUACCGGAUUUGUUAUUACACCACUUUCCAGUAGUACGACAACAGCUGCCGGAACGGCUACCGCAACAACAACAACAACAAUAACCUCGGCACCCAUCACUACAGCCACAGUAUCAUCUUCGACAGCCGUAGCAUCAACACCUGCACAGCUAACUUUUGGCCAGCUCGAAGAUCAGAUAAACAUAUGGAUGAAUGAAUUGACACAAUUUGAAGUGGAUUUUCAUGAACAAAGCCAAACAAUAAAUUCAUGGGAUUCAUUAUUGAUUUCGAAUGGUCAAAAAUUGAUUGAAAUGGAUAAAAUGAUUGAAAAACUGAAUGUCUCACAUCGUGGAUUAGAUCAUCAAUUGGAUUUUAUUAUUGCGCAGCAAAAAGAAUUGGAACAAUUAUUGGAACAGGUUGAAGAUAAUAAAUUGGAUCUUGGUGCCAACAAUGUGAAUGCUGAACGUGAACAUACAUAUUCAUUGAUUGAAACCGUCCAUAAUGAUCUGAAUGCUAUUGGUGCGGAUUUGAAAGAUUUUAUAAAAAAAUUAAAUGAAACCAAAUCCACUAAUCAUGAUGCCGAUGAUCCAAUGAUACGGAUAUUAAAGCUACUCAAUUUACAUAUGGAUGUUUUACAAUGGAUGGAGAAUCAAAUUAAAAACAUUAAGGUUAAUUGAUUGAUUGAAUGAUUGGCAUCACACCAUCAUGUGAUAGUUGUAAUUAUGAAAAAUCAUACGAUUCAAUAAAAUAAUCAUUAAUCGGAUUUAUAAUUUUGAAAAUAUA
Messenger RNA from Dermatophagoides farinae (American house dust mite), 2242 nucleotides. The record is from RefSeq and is a predicted model, not a curated record. Lineage: Eukaryota; Metazoa; Arthropoda; Arachnida; Sarcoptiformes; Pyroglyphidae.